Molecule: messenger RNA, 870 nt
Organism: Closterium sp. NIES-65
Lineage: Eukaryota; Viridiplantae; Streptophyta; Zygnematophyceae; Desmidiales; Closteriaceae
Source: the annotation of a GenBank genome assembly
AUGGCCAGCGCCGACAACCAGUUCGCGAGCGUCUCCCAGUCCACCGCCGCUCCCGCCGCUCCUGCCGCCACCGCCCUCCUCCCCGCCAUCGUCGGCGCCGGCGCUCUGGGCGCCGCGACCUACGUCGCCGUGAAGAAGCUCACCGCGUCUCCCGCCGCCGCUCCCGCCGCACCCGCCCCCUCCUCUCCCGCGGUAACCAGCGUCCCGCCCAGCGGCAUCGUCCCGCGCGCAAAGCACGCGGCGGCGUCCGCUCUGACGACGAUGGCGACGACGUUCCCGUCGGCGAUGCAGGAGGAGGCGUUCCUGAAGGCCGUGGCAGUGGAGCUGGCGAAGCUGGGGUUCCGCAAGGACAACGGCAUCGCGCUGGUGAACACGUGCCGCGACGAGGUGUGCCGGCCCGUGGUGAGCAUCAUCGACCGCGAAUUCGGGCUGAGCUUCAACAUCUCGGGGCUGGGCGGGCUCGUCAACUGCGGCAAGGUCGGCUUCGGAGCUGCCAUGAGCCACUCGCCCGAGUUCCCCUGCGACGUCGACGGCAACCUGAAGGAGCGAUACAUCUUCUUCGCGUUCCCGCACGUGUCCAUCGGCGAGUCGGGCGAGGUGGGGUCUCUGCUGCGUCGCGGUCGCGGCAAGCCGUCGAGCGCGUGCGGAGCGUUGAUCGCCAUCAACAACGACAUCAACAACGGCGUGGCGCCCAGCAUGGACAGCGACGACCCGAAUCACUCAGGCGAUCAGAUUCCCGGCCAGCCCUUCCGCAUCGAGCGCACCUGCGACUACAUCGCGCCCGACAAGAUGUACGCCGUGGUUCGCGGCCAGAAGUACGAGCUCAAGGUGGAGACGCCCAAGUCGCAAGGCGUCGCCGCCAUGGUUUAG